Molecule: messenger RNA, 1304 nt
Organism: Lolium rigidum
Lineage: Eukaryota; Viridiplantae; Streptophyta; Magnoliopsida; Poales; Poaceae
Exons: 2
Coding region: 72-995 (307 amino acids)
Source: RefSeq, a predicted model, not a curated record
GGUAUUGUCACGCACCUGCCCUACUAGCAAGCUUGCUAAGCUAGAAGUGAUCGUUGGAUUGCCGAUUAGCCAUGGCGUCAAGGAGGAGGGAGCCGGCGAUUGGCCGCGUCUUUGACGACGAGGACAAGGAGGACGACCUUGUCGGCGACGAUAGUGGCGAUGACGGGGAGGAGGUGAUGGAGGUGAGGAGACGCGUGUCCCGCUUCGCCGUGGACGGGGACAGCGGUGCCGGCGGGGCGAGCGAGGUGGCCAGGAGGCGGGUGUCCCGCUUCGCCGUUGAGGAAGUGGGUGGCGUGGUGCCGGACCGGCGACGCGGCACCGUCGAGGGUGUCCGGGCUCUGCCGCCGCCGCACGCGUGGCUGGCAGUGGAGGAGACGAAGCAUUCGAAGGGCGGCGGGUUCGGGAGCGAGAACGAGGAGCAGUGGGCGCGGCUGCUGCAGCGCGGCGGGUCGGCGCAGGCCGAGGCGGCGGAGGCGCAGCGGCAGCACCAGCCUCGGCGGAGCAGCUUCAGCGUGGUCCGGCGGGAGCGCGGGGCGCGGGAGGCGUGGCUGGACCGCGCGUGGGAGAUGAAGCGGAACUGGCACGAGCGCAACGGCGGCGCCCCCGACGCAGACACCCCCGUCGUGGUCGUCGUGGGUACGAAGCAGCAGCAGCAGCAGCACGGCGGGAGCGGGACCUCGUCGCCGUCCUGCUCGUCCCCGCACCGCCACGGCCACGCGGCGGCCGGCGUGGCCAUGGACAUGGAGGAGGUGCGCGCGUGCAGGGACCUCGGCCUCGACCUCCCCUCCGACUGCGCCGUGGAGAUACAGUGCUACGGCAUCUCCGCCGGCAGCAGCCCCACCCACAGCAACGCCGGGAGCAGCUCCCCUUCCACGCCCGGCAGCUGCUCCAUCUCCAGCCCCAGCGCCGGGGAGGAUCCGGUGGACGUGAAGGCGAGGCUCAAGGUGUGGGCGCAGGCGGUGGCGCUCGCAUCCACAACACAGCUCGGAUCUUGAAGGCAGCUGCGACGUCGAUCUACAUGGCAUGGAUCGUGGAUCGAUCCGUCGUGUAAGAAGCAACGCUACGCGAGAGUUCUACCUCCUUUUUAGCGAUAGUAUACUGCGUGUAUGUGUAUGCAUGUGUCAUCAAAAAAAUUCUCCUGAUUGCGGUUAUUGGAGAAUGUAUGUGUGCGUUACAUUACCAACUAAACCCUACUUAAACUUCUCUAGUCCUGUUGAUUUCCUUGUGGAUCGCUGGAUGUGAAUGAAGGUCGAUUAACUUGUAAGAAAAAUAGGUAAUUAAUCAGUGUGAAUCGCUGUUUCUUC